Molecule: messenger RNA, 676 nt
Organism: Drosophila obscura
Lineage: Eukaryota; Metazoa; Arthropoda; Insecta; Diptera; Drosophilidae
Exons: 3
Coding region: 299-646 (115 amino acids)
Source: RefSeq, a predicted model, not a curated record
GGUUCCUGCACUAUUGGAGCUCCAGUUGGUUCAUCGUCGCCUGUAGGUCGUGCGGUCGGCGCGCCGCCUUGAAUCCGCAAAGUGAGACAAUCGAUCAAUUCUGAAGCAGCGCUGCGCCUAGCUCAACUGGAAAGCAUUUACACAUUUCUGCUACUCUGACUGCAGGCAUCAUUAGUAUCAAUUAGUUAGAGCAAGGAGGCCAGAGACCACACCACAGGCUGUCAGGAAAACAGCAAAUUUUCCCCGCCGCAUAAAAUAUCAGCAAGCAAGCAAAGGAUAAACUCUCGUGCCCUUUGCGAUGAAGGAAAAGGAUCUGAAUUCCGACGCAAUGCCAUUCAAAAACAUUGGCACGUUCUGGGAGCCGCUUUGCGAUAAUAAUGGCUUCCUGUUGGAGCCAAUUUUCACGCUCCUGCCAAGCUGCCCGGAUGCGCGAUUCGAGAGCGGGUUUGCUCGGCGUCAUUUUUCUGUGAAGCUGGAACUGCCGCCAACAUCGAAUGGUAUGCGCCGCUUUCUGCACGGCUAUCCGGUGAGAGGCGGCACCGAUGUGGUGCUGAAGGAGUGUGUGGCAAUGACCUGUAAUUCGGUACUCCGCUACCUGGGCACCGUUAAGGUGCCAAAGCAAUACGUUUUCAAAAUUAUUCACUAAUAUGUCACAGCUCUUAGGGAGCUUUCCCUC